AUGAGGGCGGUGGUGCUGGUGGCCGUCGUGCUGAUGCAGUGCUGCAAAGUGAUCGUCGCGGCAAGGCCGUUGCUGGAGGCGCCGGCGGUGGCGGGAGGUGACGGUACUAGCUGGCAGGAGAUGAUCAUGCAGGUGCUACAAGGCGGGCCGGGCGGCAACAACCACAACAGCCAAGCUCCCAACGGAUCGUGCCCCCUGAUAAAUUAA
Miscanthus lutarioriparius is the source of this 207-nucleotide messenger RNA. The record is from the annotation of a GenBank genome assembly. NCBI's taxonomy places the organism in Eukaryota, Viridiplantae, Streptophyta, Magnoliopsida, Poales, Poaceae.